Cylas formicarius (sweet potato weevil) is the source of this 684-nucleotide messenger RNA. RefSeq lists its product as uncharacterized. The record is from RefSeq and is a predicted model, not a curated record. The transcript has 3 exons. The coding region runs from base 34 to 459 and encodes 141 amino acids. Lineage: Eukaryota; Metazoa; Arthropoda; Insecta; Coleoptera; Brentidae.
UUUGAUAGUUUUUGUAAAAUAUAUGUGUAUAAGAUGGAUUCAAAGGACCGAAAUUGCAAAGCAGAUGAGAUAGAUGAUGAAAAAUAUUGGAAACCUCAGUAUAAAGGCAAAAGGAAAAAUUUGUUUCUGAAGCAAUUCUAUGAAGCAGCAAUAAAAGAAGUAGUUGAUGAGAAUGCUCCUAAACCAUGGUCCGCAGAAUACGGUACUGAAUACGAUGAAGAAUAUGUCGUACCAGGUUUUCAGGCGAAAAAUGAGCUCUAUAAUAGGAACACGGAGCUUUUUCAAAGACACCCACUUUAUUCUGCCGCACAUGUCUCUUUUUACAACUUCAAUUUGCAAAAUAACUCAAGCGGAGUACCCUCUUACGGUGUAACAAAGGUGAUGGAUCCAAGAAAAACUUUUCAUAGAAAUGCUGGUUUUUCAAAACCCAUUGACGAAUGCCUGGAUGAAAGUCGUUGAUCUGCUUUUAAUAAAUGUUCUUUCGUGCUAAGUAUAUAGCACAUUCACAUUUACGUAAUACAGUUAUGAAUUAAUAAUUUGAUUUUAUUUAAAAAAAUCAGUGAUUCUUUCCAAUUUAAAAAGACAGCCGUAUCUUUGGUUCUAGGCAUAGAACAAAUACAUUUCCGUUUCGCGUCAACCGCGCCAUCUAAUGUUAAAUAAUAAAACCCAAUCAUCGGUCCGUUU